AUGUCCAGCUCCAAGGCUUCUUCUCACCGCGCUCCCAUUCCCCGCCACCACGCCGUGGGUUACGGUGCUCCCCUGCCCUUGAUCGCUCCCCUUCAACCCCAUCGGGCUCCUCGCUCGGUGGCUGAGGGCGGCGGCACGCUUCCUGUUCCUCCCCAUUCGUCUUCCCUCCCCUCCGCUUCGGUUCCCCCUUCCCCCGCUGUCUUGCUCCCCUCUCCUGACUAUCUCGCUCGCUUGGAACUCGAGAACUCUCGUCUCCGCGAGGAGACGCGCACUUGGAGGACGAAGUCAGAGGCGGCGAGUUCCGCGCUUGCGCAGGCGAAUCUCCAGAACGUUUUGCAUCGUCGCGCGGUGGAGGAGCGGGACGUUCGGCUUCAGCAGUCGGGAUUGGUGCUCGAGCAGCAGCGUGACCGCGUGGAUGAGCUUAGCGGGCGUCUGACCCGGGGGGCCGAGGAGCUCGACGACCUGCAGGGGCGCUUGGCGGACAUGUCUUCUGCCUUGGUUCAGCUGGGUGACGAGCGCGCGGCUGCGCAUGCCCAGUUGAGGGAGGUCAAGGAUACUCUUCGGGGAGUCACCUUUGACCGCAAUCUCCUGCGCAUCGGCCUCACCGCGAGAGAGCGCGAGUUGUACUGGGUCCAGCAGGCUCUCGCAGGCCUCGAGGAGCGGAACACGUCAUUGUGUGCAGCCGCGGAAGGCUCCUCUGGCGAAGUCGAUGCGCAGUACCUCGCCCUUCAGACCCGGUAUCUGCAGCUCUUGGAGGAGUUCUGCAACUCGCGCGUCCCUCGUUCCCUCUAUCGUCAUAUGAGGUCGGAUCGCGACUAUUUUCGGUCGGCGUGGAUCGAGGUCACCACUAGUCCUGCUGCCGUUCCGCCGCCACCUUAUUCUGACCCCCAUUCGCCGUCGCGGUCCAUCUCGGAUAUGGCCGUUGAGGAUCUCGGUAGCCCAGUGGCUUCCGGGUCGCGCUUCCGCAGCGAACGUCUUUUCGAGGAGGUAGAGGAAGGGGAGAUCGCUGAGGAUGGCGACCUCAUGUCGCCGGACUAG
Messenger RNA from Schizophyllum commune H4-8, 1038 nucleotides. RefSeq lists its product as uncharacterized. The record is from RefSeq and is a predicted model, not a curated record. The transcript is spliced from 2 exons. The coding region runs from base 1 to 1038 and encodes 345 amino acids. NCBI's taxonomy places the organism in Eukaryota, Fungi, Basidiomycota, Agaricomycetes, Agaricales, Schizophyllaceae.